This is a messenger RNA of Tachysurus fulvidraco (yellow catfish), 2918 nucleotides long. RefSeq names its product protein phosphatase 1, regulatory (inhibitor) subunit 2 (gene ppp1r2). Gene Ontology annotation, molecular function: protein phosphatase inhibitor activity. Gene Ontology annotation, biological process: regulation of signal transduction. The transcript has 7 exons. The record is from RefSeq and is a predicted model, not a curated record. Lineage: Eukaryota; Metazoa; Chordata; Actinopteri; Siluriformes; Bagridae. The coding region runs from base 254 to 1006 and encodes 250 amino acids.
CGGCAACACAGUUCCGGUUCCGAACUUCCGGCCGCCGUAAGUCUGCACUUGAAAACCCAGCGAACGGAGCGUGUGACGGAGAAGUCUGAUAACUGCGUCAAGUCUGACGGUCCGGUUUAAGAUUAAAUCAAAGACGCUAUUUUUCUUUCUUUUGGGUUUCCAGGUUUUUAAAACAAAGCUAAGUGACAGCCGACAACAUCAGGCAGGGCGUUUAAAGGGCUUUCUGAGCGGCAUUAAAGGGGUGUGAGAGGGAAUGGCAGCUCCGCGGCCCAUUAAAGGCAUUUUAAAAAAUAAAAGCACCACCAAACCGUGUCCUGAAGUUCUGUUUGAGAGCUCAGAGCCGACGGGAUCCGACUUUACCGAGGACGAUCAACAGAAGAAGUCACAGAAAUGGGACGAGAUGAACAUCUUGGCCACGUAUCACCCAGCUGAUAAAGAUUACGGUCUGAUGAAAAUCGAUGAACCAAGUACCCCAUAUAACCGGAUGGUAGGUGAAGAUGAUGAUGAAGAAGUGCACAGCGAUUCAGAAGGUAACGCAGCCCUCACUGUGGACGACCUUGCCCAGAAACUGGCAGCAGCUGAAGGUUCAGGCCCUCGCUGUAUGAAGGAGGAAGAGGAGGAGAGCAGUGAGGAUGAAGAGCAGCUCAGUCCAGAGGAACAGGAGGCUUUAUCUGAGGUUCAGAAGGCUUCAGAGCUGACACAGAGCAGCCAGAGAAGCAAAGAGGCACUUGGAGAGAUGGGAAAGAAGAGAACAGUGAGAGAAGUGUUAAAACAGUCAGAGACCACAAGACCAAUGGCUAGACAGACAGCCAAAAAGAAGCAGUUUGAGCGGAUGAGGAAGAUGCAUUACAAUGAAGGACUUAACAUUAAACUAGCCAGACAGCUGAUCGCCAGAGAGCUUGAGGAGGAGGAGGAUGAAGAGGAGGAUGAGGAGAUGAAGGACGACACAGAGACAGAGGACAUUAAUGUAGACCCUCCUCAAGAUGCAGAUUCGCUGGAGUCGUAAGCAAGGCUGUAGUGCAUUGGGAAGAGUCUUGGAGGCUGUGAUUGUGGACGCUCUGCUCCCUGAUGAUCCUUUUGUAUUCGACACGCACUGCAAUGAAAAACCUCACCGACCCGCGGCUGCUCCGUCUGUUGCCAAGAGUGUGUCGUGUUACUUUUGUCUUGCAAGAAACAAAGGCCUAAAGACUGUUAUUAGAGAAGCAAACUCAUCAGUGAUAACCAAGCCACUGCUUAUUUUAUUUUAUUUUAUUUAACUUCAGCUAUAAAACUGCACUGUUAGUACAAGCUAAUAAAGCCCCACAUAUACGUGCUACUAUUUUUGCCUAUAGAUGGCACAAUCAGUAUUUCUCCAUGUUUAGUUGGCAUUUGUACACAUUACUCAGCCUUAUCUUAAUUUUUCAGUCGUACAUAAUUGGGUGUGAAUUUGGAUCGGUGUUGACUGUCUGCUGAAGUCUCUCCAAUCAGAAGUCACUACAAUAUUCAGCAGUUAGACACCUUAAAAAGAGUUUAAAAAAAAAAAAAAAACAGCACCUAAAUGUAUUAAAAGUACAUUUAUAUUUACUUUCCUGCUAACAACAGAAACCCACAGCAUGCUACAUAGAUGUGAUUGGGCCAAUGCGGGUGUUUAGUUGGCAUUUAUACACUAUUUUAAAGUUGUAAUCCUAUGUGGCAUCACUGUCAUCACUAAUAUGUAACAUUUUAUGGGGUCAUUUUUGUGCCAAAUCUAUUAAAGCAACAAUCCUAAAUGUCCCUCUGUUUACCUCUAAUAUUUAUUUAUAUCUCUGCAAGCUUUAACAAAGAAUGAGAAGUGUAUUUCUUUUCAUUCCAAAAGUUUACCAUUCUCUGUCUCUCUCUUUAAUCUGAUUAUUUUUGGUUUGCAUAAAUUUUCUUACAGAAAAAUCUGCUCCGCUGAUUUGCUUCUAGGAACAAAUCACAUCAAUCUCAAAUUUCACUUCACAUCCAAGUCUAGAUUUACUGUAAAUCCUGUGAAUCUGCCCAAGUGGGGAACAAUAGAUAACAAUAGUCCAUGCAUUUUUUUCUGCCAAUGUUUUACAACAUUAUAGUUUCUGUGGCAAAAUCUCGCAGAUAUGUGUAUGGCAGAUUCUCCACAUGAACAGAUUUUGAAGUGCAAAGUUCUAUAUAAGGUGACCUUUAUUUAACAUUUAUGCAAGGAGACUCCAGUGUCAGUGUUUAUGCAACAGCCAGAGGUAAAGCAGUAACUACAUUUUCAGGACAGAGGAAUUUACUCAUUGCAGUUCUCAGUAAUAUGACAAUCCGUCUUUUUUGUCUCAAAUACAAGAGAUAAGACAUAUACAUCACGUUUAAAAAAAAAAAAAAGUUGUUAUUGUUGGUAAAUUGCUGUUGUGUUAAUGCUUGUGGGUCUGGUUGUGGGUUUUUUUUUGUUUGUUUGUUUGUUUCCCGGGUUGUAUAUUGGUUUCAAUGCUAAAAUAUUUUUGGCACUAAAAUGACUCCAUAAUGGACCUUUACCUGUUUAUCUAAUAAAAGACAAAUAAUUUGGGAGGGGUUAAUAUAGGUUGCUAAUGAGACAUGUACAUGAAAUCUUUUCUUUUGUCAGGUUUGGUGUCUGGUUUAUGCCUGUUCUUUAAGUGCACUGGAACUUACACAGCUGACUAGUAAUGUUAGGUUCUAGCUAGCACUUUGGAUUGAUAUGGCCCACACACCUGAGGGGAUUUUGUGCACACUUCAGUUUUGACUAAAUCAUAGCUUUAACCAUUGUAAUGUAUUUGUUGUCUACUGUACACUCAGCUAAUGGAUUUUGCUCUGUGUGACUUAAGAGCUGGUUACAUACAGCUGUGCCUGAUGUUAUGGAUGAAAUAUUUGAGAACAUUAUCAAGUAAAACUGCUUGAACUACUGAAGUUGAAACUGAGUUAAGGGAUUAAAAUUCCAGAGAGUC